ACAUCCAUCUGUGUGAAAACCUCAUUAAUUCGUUCAAAGUUUGGAUAUUAGUCCAAAAGCAUAGAACGGACUGGUGGCAUUUAAAUAAUCUUUCCAAGAGUUUAUUACUUGCAGAAAUUUCGUUAUGCACUCAAUUACUUCCAUAACAGCCAUAACAUAAUUUAAUUCGCCAAUUGUUUGAGAUUGAUAAAUAUACUUUGCCAACAAUUUGAAAUCCACCGUCUUGGUCACUGAAGCUUGAGCAGUAUUUGUGUCUGAUAAGAAUUGACAAUGUCGGAUCACUUUGGACCAAUAGCGUUAAAAUGGGAUCCCAAAAAUUUGGAGAUUCGUACAAUGUCGGUGGAAAAGACUUUGGAGCCAUUGGUUCUGCAAGUCACUACACUGGUCAAUACCAAAGGACCGAGCAAAAAAAAGAAGGGUAAAUCCAAGCGAGCUAGUGCAUUGGUUGGCACAGUUGAAAAAGCUACAACUAACUUCAUAGAGAAAGGGGAACAAAUUGCAUAUGAAAAUCCUGACAUCACUGCUGAAAUGCUCAGUGCUGUUGAAGAAGUGAGGAAAACAGGGGCUGCAAUGAGUAUUGCUGCUCGAGAGUUUUCAGAAGAUCCUUGUUCCUCGCUGAAGCGAGGUAACAUGGUACGUGCAGCUAGGAAUCUUCUGUCUGCUGUGACACGUUUACUGAUUUUGGCAGAUAUGGUCGAUGUACAUUUGCUUUUGAAAUCACUACAUGUAGUCGAAGAUGACUUGGAAAAAUUGAAAAAUGCUUCCUCACAAGGCGAAUUGUUGGAGAACAUAAAACAAUUUGGUAGAAACGCUUCAGAGCUCAUGAAUCAGGCUGCAAAACGUCAGCAAGAACUAAAAGACCCACAGCUUCGCGAUGACCUAGCAGCUGCCAGAGCCGUUCUCAAAAAACAUUCAACGAUGUUAUUAACAGCAUCUAAAGUAUACGUUCGGCACCCAGAACUGGCUGCUGCUAAAGCAAAUAGAGAUUAUGUUUUGAAACAAGUCUGCGAAGCCGUUAAUACUAUAAACGACGUCGCACAAGGCAAAACACCAACUGAUGGUCAGCAUCCCUAUGACGGACCUGGAGAACUAGCAGCUGCUUUAGAUGAUUUUGAUGAAAGAAUGGUGAUGUCACCACUAGCUUAUAACGAAGUUCGCACCCGUCCUAGUCUGGAGGAACGAUUGGAAAGUAUUAUUAGUGGAGCAGCUCUUAUGGCCGAUUCAUCUUGUACCAGAGAUGAACGUAGGGAACGCAUCGUGGCUGAAUGUAACGCCGUCAGACAAGCAUUACAAGACCUGCUCAGCGAAUACAUGAAUAAUUUACAGCUCGCUCGGGGUGGGAAACGGAUGGGUGUGAAAGAACAAACUGAAGGAUUGGAACGAGCGAUCGAUCACAUGUGUAGAAAGACUCGCGACUUACGCAGACAAUUACGCAAAGCUGUCGUCGAUCAUGUUUCGGACAGUUUUCUUGAAACGAGCGUUCCAUUACUAGUGCUUAUUGAAGCAGCUCGAAACGGUCGGGACAAAGAGGUCGAAGAGUACGCACUGGUUUUUACAGAGCAUGCAAAUAAGCUGGUUGAGGUCGCUAACUUGGUCUGCAGUAUGUCAGGGAAUGAAGAUGGCGUGAAAAUGGUUCGUUACGCAGCAGCGCAAAUUGAAAACCUUUGCCCACAAGUAAUUAAUGCGGCACGCGUACUCGCAGCUCGUCCUCGCUCCAAAGUAGCUCUUGACAAUAUGGAGGUGUUUCGACAAGCUUGGGAAAAUCAAGUCCGAGUAUUAACAGAAGCGGUCGAUGAUAUUACAACUAUCGAUGACUUUUUGGCAGUUUCUGAAAACCAUAUUCUAGAAGAUGUAAAUAAAUGCGUUCUUGCUCUGCAAGAAGGAGAUGCAGAUACUCUAGACAGAACGGCAGGAGCUAUCAGAGGAAGAUCUGCUAGAGUAUGUAACGUGGUUCAAGCAGAAAUGGAUAACUACGAACCUUGCAUUUAUACAAAGAGAGUUCUUGAAGCAGUUAAAGUUUUGCGUGAACAAGUUAUGCCAAAGUUUGCACAAAGAGUGGAAGUAGCAGUUGAUGCUCUUGGAAGUAAUCCAGCAAAGGAUGUUGAUGAAAAUGAUUUCAUCGAUGCUUCUAGACUUGUUUACGAUGGUGUUAGGGAAAUCAGACGUGCUGUAUUGAUGAAUCGAGCCGACGAAGAUCUUGAUCCAGAAGAUGUAGAGCUUGACGAACAUUAUACAUUGGAAACCCGCAGCAAAUCGAGUGCUCAGACAGGGGAACACGGAGUAGACGAAUACCCUGAUAUCAGUGGGAUCACAACAGCUCGUGAAGCUAUGCGUAAAAUGACCGAAGAAGAUAAACAGAAAAUUCUUCAGCAAGUAGAAUUCUUCAAAAGCGAGAAAUUAAAGUUUGACAGAGAAGUUGCCAAGUGGGACGAUGCUGGUAACGAUAUAAUCGUUCUAGCAAAACACAUGUGCAUGAUUAUGAUGGAAAUGACCGAUUUCACCCGCGGACGUGGGCCGUUGAAAACCACAAUGGACGUGAUUAACGCAGCGAAAAAAAUAUCUGAGGCAGGAACUAAACUGGAUAAAUUAACUAGACAGAUUGCUGAUCAGUGUCCUGAAAGUUCAACCAAAAAGGAUUUGCUUGCCUAUUUACAACGUAUCGCUCUUUACUGUCAUCAAAUGAAUAUCACAAGCAAAGUCAAGGCAGAUGUACAGAAUAUUAGCGGGGAACUGAUCGUUUCCGGAUUGGACAGCGCUACGUCACUCAUUCAAGCCGCCAAGAAUUUAAUGAACGCUGUCGUACUCACCGUCAAAGCGUCUUAUGUCGCAUCCACUAAAUAUCCACGACAAUCGACCGUCACGUAUUCUCCAAUCGUCGUUUGGAAGAUGAAAGCACCGGAGAAGAAGCCGCUCGUUCGUCCCGAGAGACCGGAAGAAGUCAGAGCGAAGGUCAGAAAAGGUUCUCAAAAGAAAGUUCAGAAUCCUAUUCACGCUCUUUCCGAAUUCCAGAGUCCAACAGAAAGUGUUUAGUUUAUAAAAAAAGGUAAGAAUAAAAGCAUAACCAAGCGAUCAGGGUUGAGGUUGACAUUGAAUACGUGAGAAUUAAGUCGAGAAGUCAAUUGAUCCUGAUCGAAAGUAUGUUAAAAUUCUUAACAAUAUACAUUUUUUAACUUAUGUCGAGGAAGGCGAAAAAAAAGAAAAGAGAAGAAAGGAAGACAAAAAUAUACCAUAUUAGUUUAACGGAAUGGAUAUGAUGUACGGUUGGUUUAUAUCACCUAAGAAACUCAUAACAUGUAUUGAACUCUUUGACGCUCUUUCAAUACUUCUUAUCAAAAUCUUUUUUACGGAAUUGGUGGGAAAAGGAAACAUGUGAUGAUUUUCAAAAACAAUCAAUUUUUCCUGUAUAAUAUUUUACAGACCUAAAGUAACUUAUUUAAAUAAUCAACGUACAUUUUAUCAUAAAAAUAGUGAUUAGUAUUAUAUACCAUGAAUAACUAUACUCAGACUUGUAUAGUUAUUUUUUUGAAUAUGACGUUUUGAAACUUUAUUACACUAUAUAAUUACUAUUCACAGCUGCGGCUAAAACUUUUCAUCAAUAAAAAAAAAAUAAAUAAAUAAAUAAUUAAAAACAAAACCAAACAAAAAAAGUUGCAUUACGAAGAAACUAGUGAAUAGUAAAAAUAGCUUUUCAAUUCUCAGACCAAUUUCACACGGGAUUUUCGUUGGAUUUUCAUACAUAUCUCUGUAAUAGAAUAGACUCGAUAAUUAGUAUUUCCAGGUGGUAAUAAAUGCAAGAUCUGUAAAAA
Messenger RNA from Athalia rosae (coleseed sawfly), 3806 nucleotides. RefSeq names its product catenin alpha (gene alpha-Cat). Gene Ontology annotation, molecular function: structural molecule activity; actin filament binding; beta-catenin binding. Gene Ontology annotation, cellular component: catenin complex; adherens junction; actin cytoskeleton. The coding region runs from base 271 to 3030 and encodes 919 amino acids. The transcript is spliced from 9 exons. The record is from RefSeq and is a predicted model, not a curated record. Lineage: Eukaryota; Metazoa; Arthropoda; Insecta; Hymenoptera; Athaliidae. Gene Ontology annotation, biological process: cell migration; cell-cell adhesion.